Messenger RNA from Lactuca saligna, 471 nucleotides. NCBI's taxonomy places the organism in Eukaryota, Viridiplantae, Streptophyta, Magnoliopsida, Asterales, Asteraceae. The record is from the annotation of a GenBank genome assembly.
AUGGCCUCCUCCUCCUCCGUCUCCAACAGUAGUGCAUAUAGGUCAGCCAGGCAAGUUCGAAGAAGGUGCGAUUGUGAUGAACUAGUUGGCAGGUGGAGUUCAUGGAAGCCGAAGAACCCUGGAAGGAGAUUCGUUGGUUGCCCCAAUUACAAGGUGAGUAUCUUCGAAUCUUUGAGUGCGAGUUGCACUGCAAAAUGUCGUCCAAUGCAGGAUAAGGAAAAGGAUUGCAAAUUCUUUGAAUGGAUAGAUCCUCCAUUACCAAACAACUGGUACAAACAGAUGAUCUAUGAUUUUCACAACCAAGGAAUUCAUGGAGUCAAUGAUGAAGGGUUUGAAGACUUUAUGGGUGAAGAUGUGGAAGGAGUAGUGCAACAAAUUCCUCUGCAAGUGGAAGGUGUGAUGGUUCUUAAGGGAUGGAAGAUUUGGUGUUUGGUUGGUUUGAUUGCAAUUAUUUGGGUUAUGGUUAUGUAA